Chara braunii is the source of this 2579-nucleotide messenger RNA. The record is from the annotation of a GenBank genome assembly. NCBI's taxonomy places the organism in Eukaryota, Viridiplantae, Streptophyta, Charophyceae, Charales, Characeae.
AUCCGCCAUCCCCGCCGGAGCAUCUCGUCAUCGUUCCUCUUUUUCCUCCCUCCUCCCUCCUUCGGAGUUCUGUGUUCUUCGGUUUCUGUCCUCCCAUUUUGGUGUAAACACGGAACAGAUACAUACAGGAACAAAGAAGCUGGUGAGAGGGCCAGCUUGGUCAAAAUGGCGCGCUAUGAUAGGGCCAUCACGGUCUUUUCGCCGGACGGUCACCUGUUCCAAGUGGAGUAUGCUCUGGAAGCAGUUCGGAAAGGGACAACGGCUGUAGGCGUGAGGGGCAAGGACAACAUAGUGCUAGGUGUGGAGAAGAAAUCAACAGCCAGAUUGCAGGAUGCCAGGACGGUUCGCAAGAUUCACAAACUGGAUGAGCAUGUAUGCCUGGCCUUUGCCGGGUUGACGGCAGAUGCUCGCGUUCUUGUUAAUCGGGCGCGAGUGGAGUGCCAGAGCUACCGACUGACUGUCGAAGAUCCAGUCACAAUCGAGUACAUAACGCGCUACAUUGCAGGCGUGCAACAGCGCUACACGCAAAGUGGAGGGGUGAGGCCUUUCGGCAUAUCCACACUAAUUGUGGGUUUUGAUCCCCACACCAAGCAACCACAGCUGUUUCAGACGGACCCCUCUGGGACAUUCUCUGCAUGGAAGGCAAAUGCAACUGGCAGAAACUCUAAGACCGUCAGAGAAUUCUUGGAGAAGCAUUAUGAGGAGAGUAGCGGUGAUGCCACCAUCAAACUGGCCGUGCGGGCCCUGCUAGAGGUUGUAGAGAGUGGAGGCAGAAACAUUGAGAUUGCAGUGAUGACAUUGGAUGGACUGAAGGUGCUUCAAGAGGAUGAGGUCGACGCAAUCGUCGAAAGUAUCGAGGCAGAGAAAGCAGCGGCUGAUGCGGCAAGGAAGCCAUCUCAAGAAACGAUGUAGCGGCAUGAAUACACGCGCCUUGGCGAGAGACAGCAGCUCCUGACUUCCUCUGUGCUUUUCCCCCAUCAGAUAAAUGCUCACAAUAAUGAUGAGAUAAUGCUUCAAACUCCCUUUUUUCUCUGUUCAGUGGCUGUUCUUACCUUUGGAUCCCAACUUUGGGACUUGUCUUGUUACCUUUCCUUCGUCUUGUGCUUGUUUCGUUGGUGUUUCUUAUUUCGACGUUUUUUUUUUGUUUUUCGUUGUUGUUUUUUUCGGUCGAUUUUCCUCGUUUCAACAGUCACUUCGCCGUUUGAUUCGUGUGUAGUUUUUUCCAUGUUUAGGUAGUUUGGUGGCGUCCUAGUCUGUGGUGGGCCAUUGAAGCCAGUUUUUUUUUUUUUUUUUUUUUUUUUUUUUUUUUUCCUUGUUYUUUCCUUCCCCGGGCGCGUUCACUUCCUCAAAAUUAUGGUAUGGGCGCUGGCACUCGUGGGGGAAUACUUAGUAUGAAUGUGGCAACCUUUGGUGCCCCUCUAUCCGUCCGUCUGUCCGUCCGUCCGUCUGUCCAUCUGUACGUCUGUCCGUUUAUCUGUCUGUCUGUCUGUGUGCACGUCUGUGUGACUGCCUGUUGCCUGUUGCCUGUUCAUCUGUCCGUCUGAUCGCCCGUUCGUCCAUCUGUUCCUUCCUCCCCUCCCCUUCCUGCCCUGCGUCCGCCCCUUCCCUCCAUCCCUCUUCCCUUGUUUGCGUCCCUCCCUCCCUCCCUUCGUUUCUCCCUCCAUCCCUCCCUCGCUCUGUUCCUCGCUCCAGCCCUCCCUCCCUCCGUUGACUGCCUGUUUGUCCAUCUGUUCAUUCCUCCCUCCAACUCCCUCUCUCCACUCCCUUGCUUCCGGCCCUCUCUCCUUCUCUCCCCGCCCUCCCUUCGCUUGCUUCUGGCCCUUUCUCCCCGUCUCCCUCCCUCUCUGCUCCUUCACUCUGCUCGUUCCUCGGUCCCCUCCCUCCAUCCUUAGCUCCUUGUUGCGGAUCAUUCCCUCUUUGGCCAUUUUCUUCGUCUCAUCCCUUCUGCUGUGUCUGCCCUGGUUUGUCCCUUGUGCUACCGUCUUCACCCGAAUAGAACGCCUGGUCAUUAUAGUAGCUGUAUUUGGCCCAACUUUCAGCCCAAAUACGGCGAUAAUUACCGGGCGUUCUAUUCGGGUGAAGACGGUACUUCACAAUAGCAGUGGUGCCCAGUUAACUAACAUGCGACUCUUUCUUUUCUUUUUUUUUUCUUUUUUUUUCCUUUUUUUGUUUAGAACCCUGCACUCUUUCUUGAUCUUAUUGUCUGCCUGAGGAAUCUUGUUGAUUUGUGCAAAAUUGCAAAUUGUAGGGGUGUAGGAUAUCCAUCAUUAUGAUGUGCAAGUCGCGGCAAGAUCCACACCCCCAUUUUCUCAUUUGUCAUCAUGUGAAGUAUUUUAAGCGUCUGCUUGGAAGGAAGUGCUGAGCGGUAAGAUUUCGGGCGAGGGGAGGGGGGGGUGUGCUGUAAGGGGGAAUGGAGUGUUUUGCGAGAAUUUUGAUAAAAGAGGGGUCGUUUUUGGUAACCCUACUUUCGAUGAUGUCCUUAAAAUCUGGCAGUGCUCGAAUGCCACUGCGUUGAUUUCUGAUUGAUUGAUUGAUCAUGGGUGAACUUUUCAUGAAAAUAAUAAAUAAAAUUUAAUAAA